Molecule: messenger RNA, 1721 nt
Organism: Cimex lectularius (bed bug)
Lineage: Eukaryota; Metazoa; Arthropoda; Insecta; Hemiptera; Cimicidae
Exons: 5
Coding region: 113-1171 (352 amino acids)
Cellular component (GO): extracellular region
Molecular function (GO): chitin binding
Source: RefSeq, a predicted model, not a curated record
AUUUAUUCAAACUGUUUGCAGCUUCACUCCCGGCUUCUCAUCCUUUUUACUCCGAGGGGAUCGCGUGUUUAUUUCAGCCCCGGUCGGCGUUUUUGGCGAUGCAGUUUUAAAAAUGGGAUUACAAAUCGUUUCUAUCCUCGCACUCUCGGCCUGCGUUGGCAUCGUUUUAGCAAAGACGACAAGGGUUCUUGCUUCACCCGAUAUACCUCAAACAUCUUUCAGCUGCACCGGACGACCCAUUGGGUAUUACGCCGAUGUCGAGACUGAUUGCCAGGUGUAUCACAUGUGCGGCGAAGGAGGAAGGCAGUACAGCUACGCCUGUCCGAACACGACCCUCUUUCACCAGAGAAUGCUUAUCUGCGCCCACUGGUACCAGGUGAAUUGCACGAGAUCGCCGGAAGAUUACCAUGCAAAUCUCCUUAUCGGACAGAGGGACAAGCUGUUCGUUGAAGACAUCUCGGCCAGUGAAUUCAACAGCCUUCCUAGCGGAGAGGAUCUACAAAGGUUGAAUAAUUACUAUCCUAGAGAGAAGGCAUCCAAAUCAUUAGGGUUCAACGAGUUGAAUUUGAGUCCGACUCAGCUGCCGCAGACGUCGUCGUUGGACCGGUCGGAUCUGCAGCACUCGCCAUCGGCCUCUCUCGCCUCCCAGAACUUCAGAAGCAUCACGAGCAACAUCCCCUUCGAAGUCGGUGUGCCGUCGCCUAGGUCGACGCCCGCCACCGAAGCGACCCGGGUGGCUUUCAGGCCGACGAACGUCUCUUUCAGAAGCACGAUAGAAACCCCCAAUUCGGAGGCGGUCCUCGCACGUACCGCGCCGAUGACGAGUUCUCAGCCCGCGAGCAGGACCGAACCCGCAGAUUUCAACAACGGGGUCACCCCAUCGACGCCCGAACAGCCGUCCCUGGACCUACUGCCUCCUUUCGACGCUUCCCAGGAAGAGAGCAACACGAUCGAACUCCAUCUCCACGACCCGCGCAGGGAGUUCUACAUCCCCCCAGCCGAAACGCAGAUCCCCAGAGACGAGCCGAUCGUCGUCAGCAUCAACGUCCACGGCAAAUCGAGGUUCAAACCGACCAAUUUCGUCAAAAGGCGCAACUCCGAAUGCUCCAGGUGUCAUCCCAUGUUCGUCAUCGACAAACAAAACUGUUCCCCCUGCCUUCUCGUGAGAUAAACGCCUAAAAAUUAUCUCCACACAAACUUGUACAAAAAUUUUAACCGCACCAAUUAAAAUGUGAUAAAGCCUUUGUUAGAUUUAAGUUUGAAGAUCAAGAUUGUUUAGGCCAGUAUAACUGCUACCGGGCCUGGUUCAACAGUUCAAAGUAACGUGUAACCUAGCAAUAAUCUUGAGCUACUGCUCGUCUAAUUUAUCUUUCUUUAUAUGUUUAUAUCAUAUUUGUUACAAGUGUUUUACUAUUUAAUAUAUAUAAAUUAUUUAGAAGAAGUUUAGAAAAGUGUAAACAGUGGAGUUUUACCAUGUCGAACAAAUUGUAGACACCAUUCCUACUGAUCAAUCAUUGGAUCAAAAUUUAAAAAAACGAUCUUCCAUCAAUAAGAAAUAAUUUAAAACAAUUAACGCAAUAAAUUUAAACAUGGCGGCUAAUUGUUCAUGAAUGAUCUCGCUGGUAAAGCUGCUCUGACUGUCACAGCAAGGAUCAUUAAUUUAUUUUAACUUGUCUGAUUUGUAUCCACUUUAAAUUAUUGUUAAUAAACUUUUUCAAUUA